Messenger RNA from Penaeus vannamei (Pacific white shrimp), 201 nucleotides. The record is from RefSeq and is a predicted model, not a curated record. Lineage: Eukaryota; Metazoa; Arthropoda; Malacostraca; Decapoda; Penaeidae.
GCCGCCUCGGACAACGCCAGCCGCCACGCCCCCGGAGCGCCGCCCAUCUCCGUCGUGGAGGCCGUCGGCUACCUCGCGGGCGGCUUCGUCAGGGACAAGGAGCACGACCCCUUCGCCCGCCACGCCUUCAACGCCCGCGCCUCCAACGCCUCCCCAACGACAGGAGGCUGCCCGACACCAGGGACGAAGCGGCAACCAUAA